Molecule: messenger RNA, 967 nt
Organism: Caenorhabditis angaria
Lineage: Eukaryota; Metazoa; Nematoda; Chromadorea; Rhabditida; Rhabditidae
Source: the annotation of a GenBank genome assembly
AUGAAUAUUUCGGAAUAUAGAUCGGUCAACAGUUUUUUCAUCUGGAAAUCAUUUGUCUUCUAUCAUUAUGCAAUAAUUAUUAUCUACGCUUUAAGUGUUUUCAUAAUUUUUCCAAUAUUUGUUCAUUUCACAAAAAUCAAUAGGGAAAAAGACGAGCAAGUUAGUAUUUCUCAAAAAAUUCUACCACAAAAAAUGAAGAUGUUUUCAGUCCUCAAUUUAUGCGAUAACUCAUCAUUUGUAUAAAAUCACGGUGGUCUCACAAUUUACAAUAACUUUGACAGCAGUUUCAGUGAUUAUUGUUAUGUUUUUCUUGGGGGAAUUUGAGAAAAUAGGUGGUAUUGUUUAUUUGGCAUAUUUUAUUGUUGUUCUAUCAAUUGUGAUACUUUAUAUUUUUAAUCAAAUAGUUGUUCCGAUUCAAAAUCUUCUUAUAUUUCUUCUGGCUCUUCAAAGAUUCCUAUUAUAUUUUUAUCCAAAUUCCGAAAAAUAUAUAGUUCCAAGUGAAAAAAGGUUCAACGUCAUUAUGAAAUGGCUAUAUUUUAUAUCAAUUUCCGCAAGUAUUUUCAAUUUUAUAACCAAAGCUCAAUGCGUCUGGAGUUAUUUAUCUGCUUCUGAAAAUAUUAGUCAAUGUUCGUAUUCAAUUAUAGUUACUGUAAGCUAUUUGAUUUUCUAACAAAUAGCUUAUGUAUUGAUAUUCCAGGUAAUUUAUAUAACCCUGGACUUGCUGGUAAUAUUCUCAUCAAUUUUUUACAUCUGCAUUCUUAUAAGUGUUCGAAAAAUCACAAGUAUGGCUUCAGAAUUCAUGAAAACCCGCCCAGAAAAAGCAAUCCUCUAUCAAACUUUAGUGUUGAUAAUUGUAAAACUGUUAAGCGUUCCAUUGGUAAUUAUGGUAUUCAUAUUCAUUACAGUAGGAUUUGAGCAAACUCUAACUACGAAUACAGUUCUAGAUGCGGUACGUUGCGUUGCGUGA